ACCUUGCACUAUAUUAUCCCGGAAGGUGGGGUUCGGCUGCAGCAGUCACUGGGUUGGGUUUUAGUGGUGGAGCUGGUUUGGUCUAUGCCGCCUUCAAGUACAUUACUGCUUGCAUCAAGAUAGCGUCCACAAAGAAGAGACUCGCCUAUUAAAACUCGGUAUUGUACGUUUAUUAGCGACCGAUUGCUUGUGUGUCAAACGGUCUGGCAAUGGCAGCAAGCAAGAGUAAGAACCAGAGCUCCCUGGCCCUGCACAAAGUGAUCAUGGUGGGCAGUGGCGGUGUGGGCAAGUCCGCCCUCACGCUGCAGUUCAUGUACGACGAGUUUGUGGAAGACUAUGAGCCCACAAAGGCAGACAGCUACAGAAAGAAGGUGGUGUUGGACGGAGAGGAGGUGCAGAUAGACAUCCUGGACACUGCUGGACAGGAGGACUAUGCAGCUAUCCGGGAUAACUACUUCCGCAGCGGAGAGGGCUUCCUCCUGGUGUUCUCCAUAACAGAGCACGAGUCCUUCUCCGCCACGGCCGAAUUCAGGGAACAGAUUUUGCGGGUGAAGGCAGAGGAAGAUAAAAUCCCAUUGCUUGUGGUCGGGAACAAGUCAGAUUUGGAAGAGCGGAGGCAGGUGAUGGUGGACGAAGCCAGGAGCAAAGCAGAGGAGUGGGGGGUUCAAUAUGUAGAGACAUCCGCCAAGACAAGAGCCAACGUAGACAAGGUCUUCUUUGACCUCAUGAGGGAAGUCAGAGCCAAGAAGAUGUCAGAAAACAAGGACAGAAACGGAAAGGGCAGCAAGAACAAGAAGAAGAGGAGCUUCAAAGAGCGCUGCUGCUUGCUUUGAUCCGACCGAGGAACUUUCACAGGAGCACUACGAGUCGCCACUAAAAACGAAACUGUUCAAAAUCAGAACUCAUUUCUAAUGUCAGGAAAGAAAAAAGAAAUCAGUGUUUUGGAAGUACUGGUUAUCAGUUGGGUUCCUAGUUGCACAGAAUCUCACUUUUUGAACGUGUGUGUUUUUUGUAAUCGUCUAAAUUCCCUCAGACACAACGACGGUAGUGAUUUACUGUAUGUCUGCAUUGUAAAGCAAGAGCCAAGGAUUUCACGUCAUGGGUGCAUAUUCUUCGACAUGCUAUUUAGCUGCCCAGCCUUUCCCACUCUGAGCAGUGCCCUCCUCAACUCUUUCUUUCUUUGCUGUUCUCAGAAAGAUUCUUAUGAAUCCAGUCAGUUUGCAGUGCAUCGUAUUGUCCAGAGUGAAACACAGUGUCACAGAUGUGUAGGAAUACAGUUCUAAUUACUGUCUUCAUAUUAAAACCCAGUAUCCUUUGCAUAUUGUAUUUGUAAACUCUGGACCAUAAUGGCUAGUUCACAGCUAAAGUCUGCUACCAGGUUUUCCUUAUAAACUAUGAAAUACCACAGCAAUGCCAAUCUUUACAAGAUUUUUUGCAGUAGCACAUCGGCAGUUGAAAGCAGUAUUUUUUUGGGGAAGUGAAUUAUGUUGCCAACAAGGACCCACAUGUCAGAGAAGACCGUAUUUUGUUUUUGAUAUGGAGUAUUUGGAAAACAUUGCCAAACUCAUUCUUCCCUUUUGAGAGUGUUGUGAAAAAGCAGUGCUUUAAAGAUUCUUCAACACAUCUGGGUUUAACCAUGUCUGGGUUCAUUACAGUUCGGCGGAGCUGCUCGAAUCCGUGCCCGGGUUUAUGACAGUUCUAAAGAGCUGCUAGAAUCCGUGCCCAGGUUCAUGACAGUUCUGAAGAGCUGCUAGAAUCCGUGCCCGGGUUUAUGACAGUUCUGAAGAGCUGCUAGAAUCCGUGCCCGGCUUCAUGACAGUUCUGAAGAGCUGCUAGAAUCCGUGCCCAGCUUCAUGACAGUUCUGAAGAGCUGCUAGAAUCCGUGCCCAGCUUCAUGACAGUUCUGAAGAGCUGCUAGAAUCCGUGCCCGGGUUCAUGACAGUUCUGAAGAGCUGCUAGAAUCCGUGCCCGGCUUCAUGACAGUUCUGAAGAGCUGCUAGAAUCCGUGCCCGGCUUCAUGACAGUUCUGAAGAGCUGCUAGAAUGUGCAGUAGUUAUUUUGACCAGGCCAGAAAAACAUGAUAUAGUAAUAAGAAUAAUAAUAAUGUAGUGGUUUGUGAAGCAAGUAUUUGUCCUGAAUGAUGUGUUCACUUACAAAGGACAGCGUUGUUGCUUACUACAAAUUACUGCAUGAUAAACAAUGCCUUGGGCCAAUGUUUCUGAUCUUCUUUCUACGUCUGCAGUAUCGUACUGAAUACAGUAGUAUUAAUAACGAGUUCUUUUAUAACAUCAUCACUAUUAGCAUUAAACAAAGGCAAUACAGUGGGGUGCUUUGAUAAGCUGAUAAUCUUCAGUACAAAACUUGAACUUUGUCCAGUAAAGUUUAAAAACUCCAUUAAGUUUAUAGCAUUUCGGUUUGUUUAAGUUCGUUUCGUUUUGUUUGUAUAUUAAAAAAAAAAAAAAAAACAGUUUGUGCCAAAUAUUUUAUUACGACACCUCUUGCAGUGCUUUGGCCCUGAACAAUUCUGUGAGACAGCAAAGCCAAAAUAGCUGUCUGGUAAAGGGUUAAAAACAGAAUAAUUAAAUUAGCUGCUUCUCCUGAUUUGAGAACGAUGAAUCGCAGUGUGUGUUUGGGAGGCAGAAAGCUGCUUCGUGUGUUUUUUUUUUUUGUGUGUGCAUGGUUUGCCCCUGGGAUGUUAAACCAUGCUGCUGAACACAUUGUCAAGUUUGCCCUUUUAUAAGAGAUGAGCGGGCAUUACAUUGUUACUGAUGUGAAGAUAGGACAAUAAUACAAGUGGAUAACUGUAGUACACUCAUCUUUAUACAUAAUGCUUACAUGAAGCAGCUUCUUCACUGCUCCAGGUAUGAUGCCCAUCUCAUCCCUGUGGCAUUAUUCCACCUUUCACAGGGUCAUUUUAACUGUACUACCAGGAGCUUUAGACUGUCAAUGCGGGUAUUAAAGACCACUUGAGCCAACAAUACUGUACAGUACUUCAAAUGAAAUCAAUGUGUGGUUUGUUUCAGUCUGCUUUGCUGAGCCUUUCUGAUUACACGGCUCUGGUUUGCAUUGCUGUGGAGGAGGGGUAAAAAAACUAUCCAAUAUGCAGGUAAAGACUGAAGAAAGGGAACAACAAUGUGCAGUGAAGAUUAUAAUUUAGCGUGCGGCGUCAAACCAGCCGCACUGCGUUGGAAAUCCUCAUCUUUACUUCUGGUUGGGAUAUAUAAUUUUAUUACUAUUUGUGUGCAUGACAUGCUUUAUAGAUUUCAUAUGCACAUGUUUUUUUAUUUUUUAUUUUACUUUUCAAUAAUGUACAUUGUGUUAUACUUAAUAUAAGAAAAACAAAUCUUUCCAUUGAAUUGUUUCUAUUUGCACAUCAUUUAAUGCAACUUUUUUUUCCUUUUUAAGGUUUGUAUGUUAACACCGUUUUGCAAACAUUUGCAGUGUGUAUACAAUGUAUUUUUACACUGUUGUGUUGAUUUGCAUUAUAAUCAUUUUCCAGUUUUUAUCUCUCUAUUAAAGAUACCAUUAAAAAAAAAA
Messenger RNA from Acipenser ruthenus (sterlet), 3537 nucleotides. Its product is annotated as ras-related protein Ral-B. The coding region runs from base 210 to 833 and encodes 207 amino acids. NCBI's taxonomy places the organism in Eukaryota, Metazoa, Chordata, Actinopteri, Acipenseriformes, Acipenseridae. Gene Ontology annotation, cellular component: plasma membrane. Gene Ontology annotation, biological process: Ras protein signal transduction. The transcript has 5 exons. Gene Ontology annotation, molecular function: GDP binding; GTPase activity; GTP binding. The record is from RefSeq and is a predicted model, not a curated record.